Aspergillus aculeatinus CBS 121060 is the source of this 1346-nucleotide messenger RNA. Its product is annotated as OSBP family protein. Gene Ontology annotation, molecular function: sterol binding. Bases 76 to 1185 code for a protein of 369 amino acids. The record is from RefSeq and is a predicted model, not a curated record. Lineage: Eukaryota; Fungi; Ascomycota; Eurotiomycetes; Eurotiales; Aspergillaceae. Gene Ontology annotation, cellular component: cytosol; membrane; intracellular membrane-bounded organelle. The transcript is spliced from 2 exons. Gene Ontology annotation, biological process: endocytosis; maintenance of cell polarity; piecemeal microautophagy of the nucleus.
CUGCUCGACAACCCACUGCAUAAGGAACCUGACAUUUGUGAACGCUCACAAUAAUUAUAGGGUAUUCUAAAGUCUAUGAUUGGUAAGGACAUGACGAAGAUGACCCUUCCAGUCUCUUUCAACGAGCCAACGUCGUUGCUUCAGCGAGUGGCUGAAGACCUGGAAUAUGCGGACCUCCUGGACAUUGCCGCUGAUAGACCCGACUCCAUGGAGCGGUUGUUAUACGUCGCUGCGUAUGCUGCAAGCGAAUAUGCAUCGACCAUUGGCCGUGUGGCAAAGCCUUUCAACCCCCUCCUUGGUGAAACAUUCGAAUAUGUCCGGCCUGACAAAGGUUAUCGGUUCUUUAUUGAGCAGGUCAGCCACCACCCACCGAUAGGCGCUGCCUGGGCUGAGUCAACCAAAUGGGAUUACUAUGGCGAGUCUGCUCUCAAAUCGAAGUUCUACGGGAAAUCUUUCGACAUCAAUCUCUUAGGGACAUGGUUCCUUCGAUUGCGGCCGGCAUCCGGAGGAGAGGAAUUAUACACUUGGAAGAAAGUCACGUCAUCCGUUAUCGGCAUCAUUACUGGUAAUCCAACGGUCGACAACUACGGGUUAAUGGAGAUCAAAAAUUGGACAACCGGCGAGAUCUGCUACCUGGAUUUUAAACCCAGGGGAUGGAAGGCAUCCUCUGCCUAUCAGGUGUCCGGGAAAGUAGUAGAUCGAGAUGGAACCCCGAGAUGGAGUAUUGGCGGCCGGUGGAAUGACAAAAUAUAUGCGCGUCAUACUCCCGGGUUUGAGGCGCCGGUGUCUGGCCAGGAUCCCGAAUCAAACAAGACGCUUUUGGUCUGGCAGUGUCAUGCGCGCCCAAGAGGAAUUCCGUUCAACCUGACUCCGUUCGUUAUCACCCUCAACGCUCUGCCGAAUGGUCUCAAGGAGCACCUUCCUCCUACGGACACACGGCUUCGACCUGACCAGCGUGCGAUGGAAGAAGGUGAAUAUGAUUUGGCGGCCAGUGAGAAGCAUCGGGUGGAAGAAAAGCAACGAGCCAAGCGCAGAGAGCGCGAGACCAACGGGGAAGAAUACCAGCCCAAGUGGUUCACGCGAGCCCAGUGCCCAAUCACCGGAGAGGAGUACUGGGCACACAACGGUAAUUAUUGGAAGUGCCGAGAAUCCCACGAUUGGAGUGGCUGUGAGGAUAUUUUCUGAGGGUGAAUAAUGCGUGUGUUUGAUGCGUGGUCAUUCCCACUGUAACUAUGAUUUCACACUGGAAGGAUACAUGCCUCAAUGGCUGAGUGAUUGAAGAUGCUAUGCAUCUUGACUGUAGCAUAAAACUUAUUCAACACCACUUUGCUGGGCCGCAGAUGUCA